Molecule: messenger RNA, 2515 nt
Organism: Owenia fusiformis
Lineage: Eukaryota; Metazoa; Annelida; Polychaeta; Sabellida; Oweniidae
Source: the annotation of a GenBank genome assembly
AAUCAGUCGGAGGUCAUCCAUCAAAAUUUUAAAAAUGACUGCAAACUGUCCUCUCAUUUUACGGUUGAUUUCGUCAUCUGUAGCGGUUUCUCACCGUGCUGGACAAAUCGUUAGAGAUGUAAUGAAGAAAGGGGAUCUGGGAAUAGUUGAAAAGGGCAAGAAUGAUUUCCAAACAGAGGCAGAUAGAUCUGCGCAGAUGUGCAUCAUGGCAUCACUACACAAACAGUUUCCCAAAGUUGCUAUAUUUGGAGAAGAGGAUUUGGACCCUAGCACUACAGGAUCUGUCCCUAAGGAGUGGAUUGAGACUAGCUCCACAGAGGAGGUGCUCCAGGCAAAGUGUCCAGAAAAUCUGAAAGCUGUAAAAGAUGAAGACAUAUGCAUUUGGGUGGAUCCACUAGAUGGAACAGCAGAAUAUACGCAAGGUUUACUAGACCAUGUUACAGUGUUAAUAGGUGUCGCUGUAAAAGGGACAGCAGUCGGUGGCGUCAUCUAUCAGCCAUACUAUAACUACAAGGCAGGACCAGAUGCCAAACUAGGGAGAGCAAUUUGGGGGAUUGUAGGAAUAGGAUCAUUUGGCUAUGAUGCAGCUAAAGCCCCAGAGGGACAAAACAUUAUUACCACCACUCGUUCACAUUCUAACCGUGCAGUUGUGAAUGCCGUUGAAGCGUGCGAGCCAUCUGAAGUGCUUAGAGUGGGUGGCGCGGGACAUAAGGUUUUACUUGUCUUAGAGGGCAAGGCCCAUGGUUACGUGUUCGCUAGUCCAGGAUGUAAGAAAUGGGACACCUGUGCCCCAGAGGCCGUUCUCCACGCAGUGGGCGGUAAACUCUCUGAUAUCCAUGGCAAUACCUUACAAUACCACCCACAAGUUGAACGUAGAAACAACGCAGGUGUACUAGCAACGCCAUCUGUUGAAGCCCACACGCACUAUCUUUCCAAAAUCCCCGAAGAUGUGAAAGAGGUCCUUAUGCCUUGACUAGGGAGUAAAAUUGUGCCAAAACUUUAGGACAUUACAGCUUAAAUUAAGUCUGUAAAAGUGUAAUUAUUAUUUUUUAAUUGAAAUUAUGAUAUAAUUCAUAUUGUUUGACCUUCAGUUGAAAUACUCUAUUUUAUGAAUAUCUAAAAUUAGAUUAAUUUUUUCUCAAAACUACAUUCAAGUCCUCAAAAUAUUGAAAAUCAGAAAUCUUACGCACAUUUAUAUUUAUCGUAUCCUCGACCCCACUGUAAAACAAAUAUUGGAUGAAUUUCUCUUUCUGAGAUGGCUUAUUUUCGCAAUGUGUCUUCGGAAUGGUGCUAGAGUGACAACAAAUAGGGGUUUGUUUAGUGAAAACACUAUAUGUAUGUAAACACUAAUUUUAGAUUUUGGUUUGAAAAUAGUUAUUAACAGUCGUCUAUUCCUGUUUUAUUUUAGUUUUGACUUUUUCAUAUCAACUAAAAUUCAAAAUCUAAAAGUUUUAAGUAGGUAUUCAUUUGAUCAAAUAUCAAAAAGCGUCUGGUAAGAUUAUGUGACUAGGUCAAGCCCUCUGAAGCUAGCAGUGGUUUAUCAAGAGUAAACAACUCAGAAACUGGUUGACUUAUAUGUUAUAAUGUGAAAUAUCAGGAUCCAUAAAAAGGGUUUAAAUUAUUAAGCCCAGUCAAUUGUUCUUAAACAUGUUCUUUGGGUUGGUUGUAAAUCACAAAAAUAGUUUUUCUUUUCACAACCUUUAUUAUUUGAAAUCACAAAACAUUCUGUGAUUUUGAUUAAUAAAGGUUGUAAAUAGAAGAAAACUGUUUUUGUCAAUUAAUUGUUAUACUUUAAUGCUAUUAAUAUUUUUUAGAUUUUUUUUUAUUUUUGUAGUACUUUAUACAACAGUACACUGUAGUAUAUUGAGUAGCAUUUAUUGUCUCGUUAAGUUAAAUUGUAACUUAUUUGUUAUUUUUGUUAGAUUUAUUAAUAUUUUUAUGAAUGUUCCUUUUAACAGUAUUCCUAACUUCCUAAUGUGAUGAAAUCCCCAAGUUGAGCCACUUUAUGGAUAUCAUCCUCCCACUUAUCAGUUAUUACACCAUAAGCUGCUUGCGUUACCAUUGUAAUCAUGGCAGAAUACAAUUUUAAUUAGGACGCGGAAACUACCAUUGAAUCCUUUAUUUAUUAUUUAUACCAAAUACCCAAUAUUACACAAAUGUUUUAAUGUUUGCUAAAAUAUGCUCACAUUGUGUUACUGUUACCAUGUGAGUUUUUCAAAUUGGUUCAAAUCUGUUCAAGUAAGCUGGCUUUCUGCUGAUAUUUUUACCUGAAUUUAACAAAAUUCAAAUUUUGAGUUGAGCAUCACUAUUAUCUUGAAAUUUCAUUAUAUAACCUAUAACUAAUAAUGUAAUGCAUUGGCACAUUUGGUAGUAAAGACUUGGUUUUGACUCACACACAUAAGAGCGAUUAUUUAAUUGAAAUCAAUAAACUUCACUUUCGGAUCUGGAGCUUUAUUUGGAGAAUAAUUUAUUCCUUGAACAACAUGAUGUUCAUGAUUUUCAAUGAUAUGAAGUU